This is a messenger RNA of Aureobasidium vineae, 1091 nucleotides long. NCBI's taxonomy places the organism in Eukaryota, Fungi, Ascomycota, Dothideomycetes, Dothideales, Saccotheciaceae. The record is from the annotation of a GenBank genome assembly.
UUCUCCGCUUCAUCAUGUCGACAGAUACUGGACCACGCUUAGCUGCGACGGUCAUCGUCCUGUCUGUAAUGGCCUACCCAUUACUGGCGUUGCGAAUCUACAUCAGAUUGAGCACCCGAGCAUGGGGUGCCGACGACUGGUCGAUGCUAUUCGCUGCCGUACCGUUUACUGCCUUGACGAUAGCAUGUCUUGGUGGUGCUUUCAACGGCAUCGGUGGGCACGAAGCUGAGUUGGGCGAAAAGCAGGUCUCUGAGGGUCUUCAUGUAAGCCAUCGUCAAUUGUACCAUAUAUCCCGUGGAGAGCUGACCAUUAUCAGUNGGUUCUUUUUCUUCGAAGUCUUUUACUGCAUUGCAAUUGUGCCCAUCAAGCUCAGUAUCUCAUUGAUGGAGAUGCGAAUUGCGAGCAGCAAGAAAAGCUUUGUCAUCUCGCUUUGGGUCACCUCUGCCAUGUUCAUCGUGAUGAACGUUAUUUCUCUAUUCGUCAUCAUCUUCCACUGCAAUCCCAUCUCAUGGGCGUGGGACACAUCAACUCCUGGAGGAAGCUGUAAUUCUCCAACCACCCUUACCAACAUCUAUUAUGCCGACACUGCCGUCAACAUUUUCACUGACUGGUUCUGCGCAUUACUCUUGGGUGUUCUGGCCAGUCUUUCUGCUUGCAUUCGUCUCAAAUACACCGUCAACCUGAACAACUCCACAGACUACAUCCAUGGCGUUGGCGAUAUCGUCAUUUGGGGCUACGCCGAGAACGGUAUCGGUAUGGUGGUCGGCUGCCUGAGUACCUUACGCCCUCUGUUCCGUCGCGUCUUCCAUCUCGGCAGCUCAGCACCAGAUGCUUCCUCCAAGAUGAACGGAACCCGCUCAAAGGUUGGCCGCCGCAACUACGUCAACUGCGAGGCUGGAUACGAACUUCCUGAGGGCGUGCGCCCUGUAGAUAGAGACGUCAUUGUCAAGGGAGGCACCGUCAAGGAGAACAGCAUCCGCGACUCUGAUUCCGAGGAACACAUUCUCUCGGACUACCCUGGCAUCAAGAUGACAAGGAGUGUCUUGCAAGAGACAAGUUUUGCCACCACAUCUACUACUGGAACCAGUCCG